AUGAAAUUGAGUCGCGCUGUGAGUUGUACCGCCUUAGGUGUCAUUGUUGUCUAUGCUGCAGCAGUUCUAUUGGGAGCACCACUUUUAAGCCAUUUUGGAGCAAAUUUCGUCUUUUCGGUAGUGCUUGCAAUAGUGAGUAUAUUUCCAUUGCUGUUAGUUGCUGAAAACUUCGACAGUUUGAUUAAUAUUUUAUUUGGCGAGAGGCAGUUAUCACAUAAGUGUUCGCUUGCUCGUCACUUAUCCCUUGGUGGUAUUUUCGGUGCGUGGUUCGGAGCAUUUGUUAUUCCAUUCGACUGGGAUCGCUGGUGGCAGCGUUGGCCUGUUCCGUGCGUUUUCGGUGCAGUGAUUGGUGGUAUUCUUGGAUGUAUGACCAGUAGUUAUAAAAUUCUUUUUUCUUAUUUGGGAAGGCAAGGAAAAUUAGAGAAAUUUGUAUAA
This is a messenger RNA of Loa loa (African eye worm), 435 nucleotides long. RefSeq lists its product as hypothetical. The transcript has 4 exons. Bases 1 to 435 code for a protein of 144 amino acids. The record is from RefSeq and is a predicted model, not a curated record. Gene Ontology annotation, cellular component: endoplasmic reticulum membrane. Gene Ontology annotation, biological process: GPI anchor biosynthetic process. NCBI's taxonomy places the organism in Eukaryota, Metazoa, Nematoda, Chromadorea, Rhabditida, Onchocercidae.